Mesorhabditis spiculigera is the source of this 3087-nucleotide messenger RNA. NCBI's taxonomy places the organism in Eukaryota, Metazoa, Nematoda, Chromadorea, Rhabditida, Rhabditidae. The record is from the annotation of a GenBank genome assembly.
AUGGUCGUCGCCGCGCUGAUGGCCGUCGGUGUGCUCGCCCUAAUAAAUGUUAACGUGGAGGCCGAAGCCCCGGCGCCAGAAAGCCCUCCCCGUCGAAUCACACAAACGCAGCCGCAAGAAGAUCAGCCAGCCUCCAAAAACCCGCUGCUCCCCGACACGGACGGCGCCAACAGGCAGCGCCAACGAAAACGGGAUUGGGCCAAAAAGGUCUAUCAAAGCCUUACGCAAACGUCCCGUUUGGAUGAUGGAGGUGGGAUCCUUGAGCCGAGGGAUGAAAAGCUCAUUCGAAGGAACUCCACGGCAACGCCCCUCCAAAUGGCUAAAGAGAUAAAACGUCGCACAAUGCACUACUUCCGUCCAAAGAAUGGCGGCAACCACAUCGGAAGUCGCGAAGCCCUACCACGCCCGCCAAUGGAAUUCUUUGAGCCGGCUGACCUGCCCGAGAUCCCGAUGAAUCUGACGCCCGAAGUCUUCUACAUCAUGCACAAUCUAAAGAUGCUGGAGCUUCCGGCCGAGUGGCGACUAGAUCCGAAGGAAAUCCAUGUGCGGCAAUAUGAGGCUGGGGAAUAUGUCGUGAGCCCGGGUGAUGAUGACGACAGCAUCUUUGUGCCGCUAGAAGGAGCUCUGGCUGUCUACAUUUCGCCGACCGAGGGCAAGGACAGCAAAGGAUACUUGGUCAAGAAAAUCUACCGCGGAAGCGCGUUCUUCUCCUUGCUCUCCAUGCUCGACAUCCUUAUGGACCACCCAUCCGUCUUCAAGACGGUCAGCCUCCGCGCCAUCGAGAGCACAAAAGUGGCGCGCUUCUCCAUCCGAUCGUUCGUCGAUGCCUACAAGGAAAAUCCGCACUCCUGGUCCAGGCCGAUUCAGAUAGUCUGCACACGCCUUCUACACGUAACGAUGACCACUCUGCACAACUACAUGGGCCUCAGCUCGGAGCUGAUGAAGCCGCGACCCAAGGACAUCCGGGCCAAGCUUCUAUCUUCGGCCAGCGGAAGUGCUUUGGUCGAGCCCGCCGGCAGCCGCAAGGGGCGCAAGAACUCUGGACGCGGAAAAACUCAGAAUGCCUAUUUAGACGCAAGCCCCGAUGAAAAGCCGGAAAUCGCCGCAAAAUGGUUUGCCGAUGCCCUGAAGCUGGUCAAACCUACCGACUAUAAACUACUGGGCGAGCUGAAAAUUCAGGCGUUCGAAGAAGGUGACAUCAUCAUCGAGCAGGGCUGCGAGGAGGAGCGACUGGCGCUCGUCCUCACCGGGACCAUUUGCCUCAACCAGGACCCCGUCUUCCCCGACCCAGAAGAUUCUGAAGAGGUGGAAGCCGAAGAGAAAUGGGCCACCACCAUCGGGCCAAAAGAGUUGAUCGGCGGGUUGCAGGUGCUCACCAACGAGCCUUCCUUCUAUACGUAUCGGGCAAAGACAGGCGCGUUAAUCGCCUUUCUCGAGAAGGAUACAAUUUUGUCGCUCAUCGAGAAGCGGCCGAUCGUCUAUUUGUCGGUCGCCCAUUCCGUGCUGUCCCGGCUCUCUUCAUUUGUUCGGGGCGUCGAUUUUGCUCUGGAUUGGGUGCUCGUCGACAGUGGACAAGCAGCUUACAAACAAGGCGAUAUCCCGGAUUCGAUUUUCGUCGUGCUCUCCGGACGUUUGCGCUCUGUCGAGAAGAAAACGGUCAUUGAGGAGUUCGGGCGCGGCGAUGUUUUAGGAAUGAUUGAGCUCCUCCAAAAGAAGCCUCGCGCAACAACGGUGCUGGCGGUGCGAUUUUCGCAGCUGGCCAAAAUCCCGGAGGGCCUUCUCAAUUUCAUCAAGAUGUCCUAUCCACAGGUCGGCUUCCGUCUUGUCCACCUACUUGGCCAAUACUACACUCAACUUCACCGUCGCUCCAUCAACGCUCCAUCGGCUCCGACCCGAUUCGUUGAUCAGACCGGCGCCGAUCCGAUGAGCCACAUCAAGAAUCUACGAACGAUCGCGGUUAUCCCGGCUUUCCCGGAAGUCCCGCUGACUCCAUUUACCUGCGAGCUCUACCGGGCCCUCAGCAACAAUUGCCGGGUGAUUCGCCUGAGUGCUGACAAAGUGGGUCGCUGCCUGCACCCGGACGUACUUGAUAAGCAAGCCGACUUCCGUCUCAUGCACUGGCUGAACGUGCAGGAGGAGUCUUACUCGCUGGUCAUCUACGAGUGUGACUACACCGCAACGAAUUGGACCCGUCGAUGCCUUCGCCAAGCCGACGCCAUUCUUCUGGUCGGCAUUGGGACGAAGGCGCCACCACGUCAUUCUUUGAUUGAUGAGGUGUACGCCCUAAACCAGCAAGACGGCCUGCGCGCCAACAAGGAAUUGGUGCUGUUGUGGCCCGAAGACACGACAACGCCAACCGGAACCUACCAAUGGCUGAAGGGUUCCUACUUCUCUGGCCAUCACCAUAUCAGGGCGCCGAAGCGCAUGUUCAAGUGGCCAUUGCAAGGCGAUGGUACUAAGAAGUUCUCCGAGCAACAAAUUGUCGAGUACUACGAGGAGAACGUGUUCUGCGAGAAGGUCGACAUCCGCUCCGAUUUUGGCCGGUUGGCCCGCAUCCUCACUGGCAAUUCGAUUGGGCUUGUGUUGGGCGGUGGAGGGGCCAGAGGCGCCGCCCACAUUGGUGUGAUCCACGCGAUGACUGAGCUCGGGAUCCCCGUGGACAUGGUCGGCGGGACGAGCAUCGGCUCGAUGAUCGGAGGCCUCUUUGCCGAGACCCCGGACUCUGCCCUUGGGCCGCGUGCCAAGAAUUGGUUUAUGGGCAUGUGCUCAUUCUGGCGCAAGAUCUGGGAUCUCACCUACGCGCACACUGCCAUGUUCACCGGCGCCGGCUUCAACAAGACGCUACGCGAUCUUUUCGGCGACCGUGAGAUUGAAGACUUGUGGAUCCCGUACUUCUGCAUCUCGACGGAUAUUAGCACUUCCGAGAUGCGUGUCCACCGUUCCGGACCACUUUGGGCCUACGCCCGGGCUUCAAUGUCUCUGGCCGGCUACCUUCCACCGAUUUGCGAUCCCCAAGAUGGGCACCAUCUCCUCGAUGGUGGAUAUGUCAACAAUCUGCCGGCCGACGUGAUGAGGCUCGUCCUUCGU